Messenger RNA from Asparagus officinalis (garden asparagus), 2778 nucleotides. RefSeq names its product ATP-dependent RNA helicase SUV3L, mitochondrial. Gene Ontology annotation, cellular component: mitochondrial degradosome. The record is from RefSeq and is a predicted model, not a curated record. Gene Ontology annotation, biological process: mitochondrial RNA 3'-end processing; RNA catabolic process. Lineage: Eukaryota; Viridiplantae; Streptophyta; Magnoliopsida; Asparagales; Asparagaceae. Gene Ontology annotation, molecular function: hydrolase activity, acting on acid anhydrides; RNA helicase activity; ATP binding.
GAAACAAACCCCUGAACAAGAGUGAACCGCCGUGGAAAUCAAUUAGACCGCUGCUAACUCCGCCCUGGUCCUCCGAACCCCAAAUCUCCCGCUACUUCCUCCUCUCUUCUCUCUCCUCCCCUCAAAAUCCCUAACCCUAAUUAUUCAAUCUCUCUCUCUCUCUCUCUCUCUCUCUCUCUGUAAUGGUCGCUGCCCCAAGCUAGCUUCUUUCCUCCAUCAAUCAAUGGCCUCCUCUCUCCUCCUCCGCUCUCGAACUCUCUCCAAGCUCCGCCCUUUCCUCCCCCUCCACCCCCAGUUCCACUCAAUCCUCCCUCAUUCUCACCCCAAAUUAGGGCUAGACUUAGAAUUAGGAUUGAGGUUGGGGUUAGCUUCACCUCCCCAGUUCCAAAAACCUCCUUUUUACUGCACCUCGACGGUCCAACCCCAAACCUUCGACCCUAAAUCAAUCUACUCCGAGUUCUCGAACGUCGACCUCGAUUCCCAUCAAAUCCUCCCAAAGCGCCAAUGGGAAUCCCUCUCCGCGAUCCUCAGGGCCUUCACAAGCUCUCCGUGGACCUCCGACCGGUCCCUCGCCAUUUACAUCCCCUCCUCCUUCUUCCCCACCGCCGCCAAAAGCUUCCGCCAUUUCUUCCUCCGUCGCUGCUCCCUCGCCCUCUUCGAUCACGUCUCCUCGAUCGAAAGCCCCAAUGAGUUCCUCCUCCCUGUAUUCUUCGAUUACUGUCUUAACGCUUUCGCCGACGAGCUCAAGCAGUUUAAGAAACUCAUGGAGACUGCUGACUUGACCAAGCCCCAUACUUGGUUCCCCUUUGCGCGGGCGAUGAAGAGGAGGAUCAUAUACCAUUGCGGCCCCACGAAUAGUGGGAAGACGUACAAUGCUCUACAGAGGUUCAUGGAGGUGAAGAAUGGAGUGUAUUGUGGCCCGCUGAGGCUGCUCGCCAUGGAGGUCUUCGACAAGGUGAAUUCUUUAGGCGUUUAUUGUAGUUUACUUACAGGGCAGGAGAAGAAGAUUUUCCCUUUCUCGAACCAUGUUGCUUGUACUAUUGAGAUGGUCUCCACGGAGGAUCUGUAUGAUGUGGCGGUUAUCGAUGAGGUUCAGAUGAUGACGGAUCCUACAAGAGGGUAUGCCUGGACUCGGGCUUUGCUUGGAUUGAAGGCUGAUGAGAUACAUUUAUGUGGGGACCCAAGCGUGUUGAAGAUUGUGAAGAGGAUUUGUAAGGAGACUGGGGAUGAGCUUAGGGUGCAUAGUUAUGAGAGGUUUAAGCCUUUGGUGGUUGAGGCAAAGAGCCUAUUGGGGGAUUUGAAGAAUGUUAGGUCUGGUGAUUGUAUUGUUGCGUUCUCAAGGAGGGAGAUUUUCGAGGUGAAGUUGGCGAUCGAGAGGUUUACGAAGCAUAAGUGCUGUGUUAUUUAUGGAGCAUUGCCGCCUGAGACAAGGAGGCAGCAAGCUAGUUUGUUUAAUGAUCAGGAUAAUGAGUAUGAUGUUCUUGUGGCGAGUGAUGCAGUUGGUAUGGGAUUGAAUCUUAACAUUAGAAGGGUUGUUUUCUAUUCUUUGGCAAAGUAUAAUGGAGAUAAGAUGAUGCCUGUUCCUGCUUCUCAAGUGAAGCAGAUUUCUGGGCGAGCAGGGCGAAGGGGGAGUGUGUACCCUGAUGGGCUUGUGACCACAUUUCUUUUAGAUGAUUUGAGUUAUUUGAUUGAAUGCUUGCAACAACCAUUUGAUGGAAGUGAAAAAGGUUGUGUCUCUUUCGCCUUCUUUGAGCAGUGCGAGUUGUUUGCUGCGCAGUUUCCAACUUCUACUUUCUGUGAGUUACUAGACAAGUUUAGGGAUAACUGCAGGCUCGAUGGGUACUACUUUUUGUGCCAGCAUGAAAACAUUAGGAAAGUAGCAAACAUGUUAGAGAAGGUACAGGGGCUUUCUCUUGAGGAAAGGUUCAACUUUUGCUUUGCGCCAGUUAACAUUAGGGAUCCAAAAGCUAUGUUCCAUUUGCUGAAGUUUGCUUCUCAGUAUAGCGAGAAGCGACCAGUCAGCAUAGCUAUGGGGAUGCCAAAGGGUUCGGCAAGAAAUGAUGCAGAGCUUUUGGAUCUUGAGUCGAAGCAUCAGGUUUUGUCUAUGUACUUGUGGCUGUCAUAUCACUUCAAGGAGGAUACAUUUCCUUAUGUGGAAAAGGCUGAGACUAUGGCAGUAAGCAUUGCUGAUUUGCUUAACAAGUCUCUUGCUAAAGCUUGUUGGAAGCCUGGAUCACGAUCACAGGGAAGGGGCCAAAAUCACUAUGAGGAAGAACCUCACCCGAGUGGUUUAGAAGAAGGGGGUGAUGAAUCCGAGUCCAAAACAAUUCGCAAACUUGACUCCUCUAGGAGGCCUGUUUUUGAAAGACCUAGGUCACUUAUCAAAUCAUUUAAACGGAAAGGGCAAGAUCAAUCCUCAUUGGAUUUUGUAGCGUGAGUUCGACUUUGCCUUAUAUUUCCAAGUACUUCGGGUGAACAAUGGGAGUUCAAUAGCCAUCAUCGCUCUUGCAGUUACAGGAAGAAUAAUACUGAUGACUCGUAGUACAAGAAAUUCUGACCACUGGAUUCUCGGAUGUUGUAUUAAAUGUUCCAGAGAGCAACUAGUUGGUUGCUGAUUAUGGAGAGUAACCUUUUGUUUACAUAGGAUUGAUAGCGAAGAUUGGUUGGUUUUUUUGGAUUUGUAAGUUAAAAGCUUUCCAAGUACAUUUAUAGCCCUAAUUAUUAUGUAAACUAAAUAAGCAUAUAUAGUUAACUACAAGUAGAAAGGAAAAUUAAACA